Molecule: messenger RNA, 1329 nt
Organism: Lasiodiplodia theobromae
Lineage: Eukaryota; Fungi; Ascomycota; Dothideomycetes; Botryosphaeriales; Botryosphaeriaceae
Product: Beta-mannosyltransferase
Exons: 3
Coding region: 1-1329 (442 amino acids)
Cellular component (GO): endoplasmic reticulum
Molecular function (GO): mannosyltransferase activity
Source: RefSeq, a predicted model, not a curated record
AUGAUUUUGAUCUGGCUCAUUCUUGGCGCCCUUGCCUUGUUGGGCGUCUGCGGCGUGCUGCUCGCGCCCUCGCGCUAUGCCCCGGUCUCGUCCGAUGCCACCGUGCAGGUCGUCGUGCUGGGUGACAUUGGCCGGAGCCCGCGCAUGCAGUACCAUGCCAUCAGCCUUGCCAAACACGGACACAACGUUGACAUAGUAGGAUACAAAGAAUCCGAACUGCACGCUUUCCUGGAAUCCAGCCCCAAGGUCAAGGUGGUUGCAAUCCCGCCAUGGCCGAAACGCUAUCAGACGGACAACAAGUUGCUGUUCCUGGGAAUGGCCCCUCUUAAGGUCCUCUGGCAGACAUGGGGCCUCUUUUCUGCGCUGGCAUACCGCACAGUCCCCGCAAAGUUCACUUUGGUACAGAACCCUCCGUCCAUACCGACGCUGCUCGUCGCCCAUGUUGUCUGUCUCUUGCGCAACACAACCCUGUGCAUAGACUGGCACAACUUUGGGCACUCGAUCCUGGCCCUGAAGCUUGGCUCCAAGCAUCCUCUGGUUCGGAUUUCCGAGACGUACGAGUAUGCCGUCUCCCGCAGUGCUCCAGUCAACUUUACAGUUACUGAGGCAAUGGCCCGCGUCCUUCGCGAGAAACACGGCAGACAGUACGUAGUGCCUCUGUACGAUCGACCCCCGGCGCACUUCCAGCCCUGCCGCUCAGACGGAGCUCGCAAGGAAGGCUUCCGAGAGCUCUCGAAGCGUCUAGGCUGGCCAGAGCACGACGGGCCAACAAGACUCCUCGUUAGUUCCACUUCAUGGACCGCAGACGAAGACUUUUCCAUCCUGCUGGACGCUCUAGCAGGCUACUCGGUCGUCGCGACUGCACGGAACCUACCAACGAUCCUUGCGGUGAUCACCGGAAAGGGCCCGCAAAAGGAUUACUACCUGUCCCGGAUCGCCGCCAUGGAAUCCGAGAGGAAGCUCGAGCGCGUCCGCAUACGCACCGCCUGGCUCAGCAUGGAGGAUUACGCCGCAAUGCUCAGCUUUGCAGACCUGGGCGUGUCUUUGCAUAUGUCUUCUUCUGGAGUCGACUUGCCGAUGAAGGUCGUCGACAUGUUCGGCGCCGGUCUGCCAGUGGUGGGAUGGAGCCAGUUCGAAGCUUGGUCGGAGCUUGUGAAGGAAGGUGUGAACGGAAAAGGCUUCGGCAGUUCCGCUGAAUUGAGAGAGCUGCUGCUAGAGUUGUUCACUAAUGAUGAGGGGCUUGCAAGACUGAAAGAAGGCGCAUUGAAGGAAUGCGACAAGAGAUGGGACGACGAGUGGGACGCAAAGGCCGGGAAGAUCUUUUUGUAA